Messenger RNA from Hevea brasiliensis (rubber tree), 4163 nucleotides. RefSeq names its product probable ubiquitin-conjugating enzyme E2 23. The transcript is spliced from 8 exons. The coding region runs from base 193 to 3672 and encodes 1159 amino acids. The record is from RefSeq and is a predicted model, not a curated record. NCBI's taxonomy places the organism in Eukaryota, Viridiplantae, Streptophyta, Magnoliopsida, Malpighiales, Euphorbiaceae.
UCUCUUUCUUUGAGUUUGCAUUAUAAUAACCUUCAUCAUCUUCUUCUUCUUCUUCUAUUCACUAUUUUCUUUAUUGGUGCAGCAAGGGGAAAAACCUUUUCUAUUCUUUGAUUUCAAAUUUCAAAUAAUUGAUAAAUCAUAUUCAAGAAAGUAAUUUCUAAUUCGAUUUUCCAUAUCCAAAGAGACUUUCAGAUGGGAAGUGAACAAAAUGGGAAAGUUCCCAAUGUCAAUGAGCCUACUGCUAGAAUUGAUGAUGAAAAUACCUUGAACCAAAGUGGUUCUAUGACACAAGGUUCUGGUCGUGCCUUGAAUGUAAAUAGUGAAGACAAUGGCAAACUGAAUGAGGUUGUUAUGAACCUACAUAAUGUACCAUAUAUUUAUAGACAAGAUAUUGUGAGGCGUAAAAAGACUGGGACAAUUGGAAUAGUGAAUGAAGUUGCCGGUGACUCGGAUUCUGAUAGCAGCAUUACUGAUGAUGAGGAAGAUGAAGAUGAAGACGAGGGAGAUGAGGUUGAUGAUGAAAAUCAAGAAGGUGAUACUGAUGGGAAUGCCAAUGCUAACAGGAGCAGUGACAAGAGCAAAGGUAGUGGUAACUAUAAGAAUGAAACCCUUCAGGCUGACCAGGUCCGAGUACUUUGGAUGGAUGACACAGAACCAAUCCAACAUGUUAAUGAUAUAAAAGUUGUUGAUAGGGUAUUCUUACAUGGGGAUUUUGUUGCUUCAGCUUCAGAUCCAACUGGGCAAGUGGGUGUUGUGCUAGAUGUCAAUAUAUCUGUUGAUUUGUUAGUUCCUGAUGGAUCUAUUAUAAAAGAUGUGUCAUCCAGAGAGUUGAAGCGAGUGAGGGAGUUUGCUAUUGGUGAUUAUGUGGUCCUUGGUCCAUGGUUGGGUAGGGUUGAUGAUGUUUUAGACAAUGUGACUGUGCUAAUUGAUGAUGGUUCUGUGUGUAAAGUAACUGGGGCUGAGCCACUGCGUCUCAAACCAAUAUCCAAGAGUAACUUUGAUGAAGACGAACAUAUUCCUUACUAUCCAGGGCAGCGGGUAAGGGCAAGCUCAUCAUCAGUUUUUAAGAAUUCUCGGUUCCAAAUAGGUUUGUGGAAAGCUAAUCGGUUGGAAGGUACUGUUACUAAAGUAACAGCUGGAUCAGUAUUCAUCUAUUGGAUAGCAUCUGCUGGCCAUGGGCCUGAUUCUUCAACAGCCCCUGCUGAAGAGCAGAGUCCGAAAAACUUAAAACUGCUGUCUUGUUUUGCACAUGCAAAUUGGCAAGUAGGUGAUUGGUGUCUUCUCCCACCUGCUAUAAGGCAAUCAUCCUCAAUCACCUUGGACAAAGAUCUGUCAAAGUUAGAGCUUCGUGAUUCAAUCAAACGUGAAUUAAAUGCUAGCCAGCUGGAAAAUGGAUGUGAUUCAGAAGAAGUUGCACUAGAAGAAUCAGAUGGAAAUAAUGAAACCAUGGAUAUUGAUCCAGUGGUUGCUUCUGAUGGAAUUAAUGGAAAUAUUGAAAGUAAUGUUUCAUCUGAAUCUAGCUCGUGUGGUAGUUCAACAUCAGUUUCAAAGGAUCCUGUCCAUGAAACUUGGCCUCUUCACCGCAAAAAGAUACGCAAAGUUGUAAUUAGGAGAGAAAAGAAGGCUCGAAAGAAAGAGGAAAACUUUGAAAGAGCCCUUCUAAUUGUCAAUACCAGGACAAGGGUUGAUGUGGCAUGGCAGGAUGGAACGAUAGAACGUGGACUGGAAUCGACAAUGUUGAUCCCAAUUGAUAGUCCCGGUGAUCAUGAAUUUACUUCUGAACAGUAUGUGGUGGAGAAGUCCUCUGAUGAUAUCGAUAAUGCUUCUGAAGCUAGACGUGUUGGAGUUGUGAAAAGUGUUAAUGCAAAAGAGCGAACAGCAUGUGUAAGGUGGUUAAAGCAAGUUACCAGGGCAGAAGAUCCUCGCGAGUUUGACAAAGAGGAAAUUGUAAGUGUGUAUGAGCUAGAGGGACAUCCAGAUUAUGAUUACUCCUAUGGGGAUGUGGUUGUUCGAUUAGCCCCAGUUUCAGUAUCUGCACGAGUUACCUCUGACGGAGAGUCUGUUGGAGAACUAAAGCGGAAAGCUGCACCAAAUGAUACUGUAAAUGUGAAAAAACGCUCAGGAAGUAAGAAAGAAGAUGAUGAAUCCACUGGUGAAGCUUGUAUGGAUUUCUCAGAUCUCUCUUGGGUUGGAAAUAUAACUGGUCUGAGAAAUGGGGAUAUUGAGGUCACGUGGGCUGAUGGGAUGGUUUCAACGGUUGGACCUCAAGCAAUCUUUGUUGUUGGUCGAGAUGAUGAUGAUGAUGACUCAAUUGCAGCUGGGAGUGAAUUAAGUGAUGAUGCAGCUAGUUGGGAAACAGUUGAUGAUGAUGAGAUGGAUGCCCUUGAGAAUGUUCAAGAGGAAGUUGGGCUACGAAAUGCUGCUGAUGUGAACUCUGAGGCAGAAGAGACUGUGGGGAAUAAUAAUUCUGGAAGAAAUCCAGCACUUUCUCUCCCUUUGGCUGCACUUGGCUUUGUUACAAGACUGGCCACUGGAAUCUUCUCAAGAGGACGAAAAAAUGUAGAUUCAGAUUUUUCUGAAUCCAGGGGUGAAAAUGGACUUCAGACAGAUGGAGUAAAGAAUAUUUCUGAGGGAAGGGAUUCUGCUUAUGAGACAAACGCUCAGAAAUUUAAUGUCCUAGAUAAUGGGGGUGUGCAAAGUAGUCAUGGUAAAGUAGAGGAACAGGCUGUUGUGGGCUUGGAGGUGCCAAUAUCAUCAGAUGCAGCAGAAACUUUAUGCAAUUUGAGCACAGAUAAAUCAGAUCCUCCAACAUGUUUUGAGGAUGACACUUGCAGUUUCAAACGCUUUGAUAUAGCUAAAGAUCCUCUGGACCAUUAUUUUCUUGGUUCAACUGCACAGAUUAACAAUGGAAGGAAGUGGCUCAAGAAGGUUCAGCAAGAUUGGAACAUUCUUCAGAACAACUUGCCUGAUGGGAUCUAUGUACGAGUUUAUGAAGAUCGAAUGGAUCUCUUAAGGGCAGUAAUUGUUGGGGCAUAUGGAACGCCCUAUCAAGAUGGACUAUUCUUUUUUGAUUUUCACCUUCCACCAGAGUAUCCAGAUGUGCCACUGUCAGCAUAUUACCAUUCUGGUGGUUGGCGAAUAAAUCCGAAUUUGUAUGAGGAGGGCAAGGUGUGCCUUAGCCUUUUAAAUACCUGGACUGGCAGAGGCAAUGAAGUUUGGGAUCCAAAUUCUUCUAGCAUCCUUCAAGUUCUAGUUUCACUUCAGGGUUUAGUGCUAAAUUCUAAGCCAUAUUUUAAUGAAGCUGGAUAUGAUAAACAAAUUGGGACAGCCGAAGGAGAGAAGAAUUCACUGUCGUAUAAUGAAAACACAUUUUUACUAAGUUGCAAAACAAUGAUGCAUCUUAUGCGAAAGCCCCCCAAGGAUUUUGAGGGCCUGGUCAAAGAGCAUUUCAAGAAACGUGGUUACUACAUUCUCAAGGCCUGUGAUGCAUACAUGAAAGGCAGUUUAAUAGGUUCUCUUACCAAAGAUGCCUCUAUAAGCAACAAUGACAAUUCCAAUUUAACUUCAGUUGGUUUCAAGCUAAUGUUAGCUAAGAUUGUGCCAAAGCUGUACAUGGCAUUGAGUGAAGUUGGAGCUGAUUGUCAUAAUUUUAACCAUCUGCUAAAAUCAUAAAAAGUUUGAUAAGCCAAUCUUCCAACAUAAAAAUCAAUCCAACAAGGUCAGUCAUUAUUUUUUUGUUCCGUUAACUUCCAACUACCAGAUGCUUGUAAAUGUAAAGGUUUUUGUUGUCUGAUUGUCUCCUUUUUGUGAGUAGGGGGAGACAUUCUUUUGUCCUGCUUAAAGCCUCAUUAAUUUUAGAAUCUGGGGUUUCUUGGCUAAUUUUCUCGUUAUCCUCCAUUCUCAUAAAGAUCAUUUUGUCAUCUAACACAACAGAUUGGAAUUCCUUUCUUCUUUCCCUCGGGAAUUUGGCUGCUAACUUUUAUACUGUUUUUUGGUACUCCCUCUGGGAUCUGGAAGACAGACAGGAUUUUGGAUUGAUUGCUCUAGUUGUCAUUUUGUUGGAAAAAUAUAAAUGAAGAGCAUUCUUCAAAUUUCUCGCAUUUUGUUGUAUUUUCACAAACAUUCAAAUUAGAAUAUUUAAAACUAUUUUCUGUGUUCUUAAA